Pristis pectinata (smalltooth sawfish) is the source of this 5014-nucleotide messenger RNA. Its product is annotated as complement C1q tumor necrosis factor-related protein 1-like. The transcript has 4 exons. Lineage: Eukaryota; Metazoa; Chordata; Chondrichthyes; Rhinopristiformes; Pristidae. Bases 419 to 1198 code for a protein of 259 amino acids. The record is from RefSeq and is a predicted model, not a curated record. Gene Ontology annotation, molecular function: protein binding.
UUGGGGCCAAUAAUUCAAAGGAUAACAAUUGUAGCUUUUCAAGCCAAAGCAAGGAGUUUUUGGUGCAAGCAAGAUCCUUCAAGUUGUCUGCAGAGGUAAACAGAAGCAGGAGUCAGAUCAGCACCUAAUUUGUGUCUAACUGUGACAUCUCAAGUGUUGAGGCAGAGACAGCCACGGAGAGUUCACUGCGUGUUGCGAGAAUUCAUAACAACUGCAAAAAGUUCACUGAGGAAGGAACAGUUGCAACUCUCAGAUACUACCUGACCUGCUGAGUAUUUCCAGAAUAAAUUGAUGCGGAUUGUGCUUAAGCAUUUUGGGACAUUCUGCGUAAAUGAGUGAUGACUUGUGGCUCAUAAGAUCAAACUUCAACAACUACAACCAUUUUCCUUUAUUGUGCAGCUCAAUCUGCUGUUGAAGGAUGAAGGCUCCCAUUACUCUGAUUAUUUCUUUGCUGAGUUCUGUCAGUUCAUCGAAAAGAAUUCAUUUUAAAAAGCAGAUGGCCCCAUCUUCAUGUGUGCGAUGUUGUGGGCCAUUGGAGAAGUCUGCUUAUCCAUAUGGAUUAUCACAAACUCAUGGUGUUGCAGGUGACCACCAUACCUACCCCUUGCCGGAAAUCAAACCAAAGAUAGACAUUACAAUACUGAAAGGCUCGAAAGGUGAGCAAGGAGAGAGGGGAUUGUCAGGAAAAACAGGCAAAGAAGGACCCAAAGGUUCUGUAGGUGUUAUUGGUCCCAAAGGGAACAAAGGUCAGCCAGGAAUUCCAGGGAACAGCUGCAAACAGUAUUAUGCAGCAUUCUCGGUCGGCCGAAGAAAGUGGAUGGAAAGUGAAGAGCUCCAGGCACAGCUGAUCUUUGACACUGAGUUUGUGAACCUCUACCAGCACUUCAGCAUGUUUACAGGGCGCUUCUACUGCUACGUCCCGGGUAUCUACUUCUUCAACCUCAAUGUGCACACCUGGAACUUCAAGGAGACUUACCUCCACCUGAUGCACAACUCUGAGGAGGUGGUGAUCCUGUACGCCCAGCCUAGUGACCGCAGCAUCAUGCAGAGUCAGAGUGUCAUGCUCGAGCUGUGGCUGAAAGAUGAGGUGUGGGUCAGGCUGUACCAAAACAACAGGGAAAGCGCUGUUUACAGCGACGAGACUGACGUGUACAUCACAUUCAAUGGCUAUUUAAUCAAGCCAGCAGAGUCUGAAUAGGAAGAGGAGGCUGCUGAGCCCCUCGGAUCAUUUUCACCAUUCAAAUUAGAUUAUGGCUAAAUAGGGUAAAGUUAUGAGGACAGGUUGCAUGAAUUUAGCUUGUAUCGCUCAGCAUUGAUGAUCUUCUGAGGUGUUUAAGAGGAUAAGGGGAGCUCUAGGGGCUCUUAUUCCCUGUUUCCCACAAAUUCAAUAUAAAUAAAACAGUUAAGGAGAAAACACACAAAGCGCUGGAGGUUUUCAGUGGGCCAGGCAGCCUCUCUGGAGUGAAGUGGACAGUCAACAUUUCGACUCAUCCAGAUGAAGAGUCUUGACCCGAAACAGUGACUGUCCAUUUCCCUCCAUAGACGCUCCCUGACCUGCUGAGAUCCUCCAGCGCUAUGUGUUGCUCCAGAUUCCAGCAUCUGCAGUCUCUUGUGUCUCCAUUUAAGAAGAAAACCAUGGCACUAAAGAGAGACGACUCCCGAGGACCAGGUAUCUCCUACCCCUGUGUCUUAGAAGAAAUAGGUGCCCUAACUAUAAUCUUACAAAGGCUUCUUGCUCUAGGAAUCAUUCCCUUACAUUGGAAAAUUGUGCUUGUCACUCUGUUAUUUAAAAAAGAUGGGAAAAUGAAACCAGUGAAUUAUAGAACAAUUAGCCUAACAUCAAUCAUUGGUAAAUUACUAUUCCAUAAUUAAGGAAAAGAGUACUAAGAACAGAGUGACCAAACACUCGGAAUGAUUAUAGCUGAUUAAAGAGAGCCAGCAUGGAUUUGUAAAAAGUAAGUCAUGUCUGAAGAACCUGAUUGGUUAUUUUGGAACAAUGAUUAAUGUAGUGCCCAGGGGAAUGUCUCUGGAUAUUAUUUUUAUAGACUUCCAGAAGGGAUUUGAUGAAAUCCUUCAAAAGACAUUGUCAGUUAAAAAUGAAAUUAUUCAGCUGGUUAAGAAUUUGAUGUACAGCUGGGGAUGGGUAGUAACAGGCAGUCAAAUUGGCAGAAUGUCAUUAAGAUGUCCUGCAAGGAACUUUGUUGGUGCUGCAAAUGCCAGAACUAGUCACUAUCCUUAUAAGAUGGGAUAGAAAGUCACAAACCCGUGUUUACUGAUGACAUGAUAUUAUAAGUAUUAAAACUGAAGAGAGAUAUAAAUAAUUAAAGCAAAGGGCAAAACUGUGGCAAAUGGACACCUAUGCAGAUAAAAGGAGAAAAAGAACAGAGUAUAUUCUUAAUUUUGAAAAAGCUAGAAGCAGUAGAGGUCCAUAGAGACUCAAGAUCCACUCACAAAGAUCAUUAAAAUAUCAUGGACAAGUAUAGAAAAUAAUGAAAAAGGUUAAUGGAAUGCUGAUCUUUUAUCUAGAGGACUGAAUUUUAAGAAGGUGGAAAUUAUGUUACACAUAUAUUUGAAAUAAAGGUUAGACUACAUCUGUGCAAUUCUGACACCACACCUUAGGGAAGAUGUACUGACCCUGGAAGAGUUGCUGUGUGGGUUUAUCACAAUCAUACCUGAAUCCAAUCACAAGGAGGGAUUGUACAAAUAAGUGUUGUAGUCCUCGAUUAAUUGUGAUUUGAUUGAACCUUUAAAGAUAUUUUGGAGAACUGAUCGGAUAAGUGGAGAGAAACCAUUUCCACUCAUCGAGGAUACAAGGAUAUAAAGGCAUGGUCUAAAAACUAAAGUCCAAUCUAUCAGGAGUGCCUCAAUCAGGAAACAGGCCUCAAUGCAAAAAAUGCUUGAAGCUUAGAGUUUAAACUUUGGAACUCUCUUCUGAUGGAUUAAUUGUCAAUGUUUAAUUCGAGUUAGACUUUCGUUAACUAAAGUUAUAGAUCACCUCAUUGAAUGGUGAAAUAUGAUCAAGGGGCUAAAUAGCUUACUCCUUAUAUUCCUGUAUUCUUGUGCAAGGGUGUAGAACAGGGGAGCAUAACCUUAAAAUAGAGCUAGGACAUUGAGAGGGUGGUGUCACAACGUGCUUCUUAAUACAAUUUAGAAAUUUAGAGUCAGGUCUCUCAAAAAGCUGUUAAGGUUAAUAAAACUGUCAAAGCUGAACCUGAUAGAUUUUUAUUUGAGAACUGUACAAAUGGCAAUGGAACUAGGCAGGUAGAUGUGGUGAAGAUGCAUAUUAGUCAUGCUCUAAUUGAAUGGCAGAAUAGGCUUGAGGGGCUGACUGGCUGUGUCCUGUUCCAAUGUUCCUAUGAUUUAUAUACAAGCACCCUUGUUCACCUUAGAUCCAUAUUUGUUGAAGCCAUCCUCCAAGUAAAGUCCAUUGAUUGUAAUUUCACUUUGCCCUGGGCAUCUGCUACCUAAUGGGGGGAGGAAACUGAGACACAAGAAAUUCUGCAGAUGCUGGAAUCAGAGCAAUACACAGAAAGUGCUGGAGGAACUCAACAGGUCAGGCAGCAUCCAUGGAAGGAAACAAACCGUCGACGUUUCAGGCCGAGACCCUUCAUCAGGACUGGAAAGGAAGAGGGCAGAAGCCAGCAUAAGAAGGUGGGGGGAGGGGGGAGGAAUACAUGCAGGCAGGGGAUAGGUGAGUUCAAGUCUGGGUGAGCACGUGGUCGAAGAGCUGGAGAGAAGCAGUGAUCACAGAGGGGGAGCAGUGAGAGAGGGUCUCACAGAACUCUUGUCGAAGAGAGGAGAAAAAGAGAGGUAGGCAUCCCUGGAAGAGACUUCACAGUGGAGCAGCAAGAUGGAGACACAAGAAAUUCAAAUUAACUUCCCUAAAACUUCUUGCACGAAAGGAGUUCUAUCUGAUUUGAAGUCGGAAAAGCCUGGCUCUUAUUUUAAUAUCAAAGCUCACUAUAUUUGGGCACUUCACAUAAUCUGAGCUUAGGAGAAAGAUUGUUGAUCAUGAACAUUAAACUUUUUUUCACUUUCCCCAGUUGCUGCCAGGCCUGCUGUUUUUAUUUCAUUUUUCAAGAAUGCUUUAAUUUUAGCUCAUUCAUUUCUCCUUUCUUGGUUUGUUCUGUGCUAUCAAUAUAUCUUAAGAAUAUGAGUACAGAAAAAAAUUAUGAGAAAAGGACUAAGUCUGAAUAAUAAACGUGAACUGCAGCAGCUCAUCGCCACUGUUGUAAAGGCAAUUAGCAGAGGGCAAUAAAUGCUGACAUCACUGGUGCUGCCCACAUCUCAUGCAUAAAUAUAAAGUUUUGCCUUCCCCACCUCGAGGUAAAACUAGUGUUGGAUACAUUGAUAAUAACAUGUUGCAACUAGUUAAUUCCUUUUAUUGGGCAAAUUUUUCCCAAGGUGCUUCACUUCAGUGUUAUCAGGUAGAAUAUGGCACUGAGCUACAUAUAGAGGUAUCAGGGCAGUUGACAGGCUUGUCAAGGAGACAGAUAUGAAGAAAUUAUAUAAGGAAGAAAGGAGAAGUAACAAGGUUUAACUAAGGGAAUUUCAGCAUUUAGUAUCUAGACAGUUGAAAGCAUAGUUACCAAUGUUGGAGUAAUGGAAAUAGAGGAAGUGCAAGAGGCCAGAAUUGGAGGUGGGCGGAGGCGUCAGUGAAAGGGCUGCAGGAGGAUACAGAGAUAGAGAAAAGGAAGGCCUUGGAGGGAUUUAAAAACAAAGGAUGAAGUCUUUAAAAUUGAAAGUUCACUGGACCAGAAGUCAAUGAAGGUCAACAAGUGCAAGCGUGAUGGAUGAAUGGGAGCUGGUCUGGGUAUGGCUACUGGCAGCAGAGCUAUGGAUAAACUUGAGCUGGGUUCCAAUAGCUGACAUCAAUUAAUAUAGCAUUGUCACUGAACAGUUAAAUAUAAUUGGAAAAUUAUACAUUUAUACAGGUGCUCAUUAAAGUUAAGGAUCAGUCUGUUCUCAUUAUCUCUUCUGAAGCAUAUUUAUACUUUUGUAUUCAUGUUAUAUU